CCUGAUUUGACAUCGCGGCAUCCAUAUCCAUUAUCAUAUUGUUAAGCUAUGAUCGGUAAAGAAAGAAGAUCGAGCGAAUCGCUCUGCGAGAAAUCCAUGCUAUUGGUAGCGAAUUUAAUCAAGCUUUCCAGCUCUAUUUCCUUCGCCAAAACCGCCAAUGAAGUAACUGCUGGAUCUAGGGCGGCAGGGCGGCAAUCGCGAGGAAAUCCGGCGACGACGCCUCUGAUUCCAGGAAGUAGACGGUUGCAGGAGCCGCAGAGCCGUGCGAAGCCGAUCUACGUGACGAAGCCAGGCGGAGGAGGCUUCCAAAUCGGCCAUGGAUCGCCUAGGUAUUCGUCGCCGUCGUUGCCGUCGCCUUCCUCGUAUUUGAUUCGCGAAGAGAGCGAUUUUGUUGAGGCGAAUGUGGAUGGUUGGGCGUCUGAAUACAUAGAGAAAGUUCAUAAGAACAGGAAGAAUUUGGAUGAAUCGACGGCGAAGAAGCCAUAUUCAAUCGCUGAAAGUCGCCUUCGUAGAGCCUCCUCUGCUCGGAACUAACCAGAUUUUGGGGGGAAAAUUAUAUAUAUAUAUAUUCUCUAAAUUUUAUCCCUGUGAAUUAAUGUCUAAGCGCUACUUCAUUUGGUUUACUAAACAAUAAAUUCAAAGUAAUUUUGAUGAAUUAAAAAAUAUGUAUGAACAACUAGAAGAUCGAUCGAGCUGGCAUCUCUCCUUCCCCUCAGCUCCUUAUCGGUUGAGUUGCACCGCUCCUUCCCCUCGGCUCCUUAUCGGUCGAGCUGCAUCGCUCCUUCCCCUCGGCUCCUUAUCGGUCGAGC
Messenger RNA from Cucurbita moschata (crookneck pumpkin), 809 nucleotides. RefSeq lists its product as uncharacterized. Bases 49 to 534 code for a protein of 161 amino acids. Lineage: Eukaryota; Viridiplantae; Streptophyta; Magnoliopsida; Cucurbitales; Cucurbitaceae. The transcript has 2 exons. The record is from RefSeq and is a predicted model, not a curated record.